AAGGUUUGGCUCUGAUCUUGGCAAAAUUGGAACACAAGUGUAAGCACAAGGCGUCUGCAAGGCUUCGGUGCCGCCUGUGAGAAGGAUGCUUUCCAACUCAAUGCUAAACACCCAAAGGGUAGAGGAGCUGAUCUAUGGAGGCUUCAUAUGUGGAGGAAGCCUUCUUGCAGUGCACUUGGUUUUAGGAAAAGCUGCUAAGAGAGCAGGCGGCCGGAUUGAGAAGAUGUUUGUUGAAUUUCAAAGGAAAGCCUUCCACAUGAUUGGUGGUUGCAUAAUAUGCAGCUGCUAUCAUUGGGGCAUCAAGCACAAAUAUAUUAGACCAGCUUUCUCACCAGAAGCAGACAGCACUACAAUGGACGGGGGCGCUGCCUUUUUGGCCGUAUCCUUCGUGUGUUGGAUUGUUGAGGCCUCGCGCUUGACUAUCCCUGCAGUGCAGAGCUGGUACUUGAAAACCUUCAAAGGUCUCAUUCGACAGAAAGAGCACAGCAAGGCAGCUGGCAUUGCCUACUUUUUGCCAGGAGCUUUGGCUGCCAUGAUGGCAGCACCCAGCAAUUUUGCGAUCCUGGGGAUCCUCUUCCUGUCCGUGGGUGAUGCAGCGGCUUCUAUCGGCACAGCUGGUGGCUACAUUCCAGUUGGAACCUCAUCGAGAAAGGUAGAAGGCAGCAUUGGUUGCUUCUUGGUGUGCACGGCCCUGGCGAUAUAUGCUGGGCUCUCCACCGAAGUCUCACUCAUAGCCUCUGGUUUCGUGACGUUUGGAGAGGUCCUAGCCGAAAUCAUUGGGCUGGAUGACAACUUUGUGAUUCCCAUUCUUGGGGUUCUUGGAGCUCGGAUUGGACUCUUUCCUCAGCUGGGCAAGAUGGCACUUGUUAUGUGCGGUGGCCUGGGGAUUGGCGUGGGACUAGCAGCGCUUGUUGGUUCUACUACUUCGAAAGAGAAGUAGACCCUGCCACCAUGUCAGCACACAUUGAUGGCUUUUUCACAGAUGUGAAUGGUUUCAGGGAAGGAGCUUUGGCAAUCCUGAAGGAACAUGGCAGACUUCCGUGUUUCAGUUCCAAAUCAGAGGACACUUCAGGCGUCUCAGCCUACAGGCGGCCAACGGCGGCCAACUGGGCUUCGAUGGCAGCUGGACAUGAAGUUGCUUUCGUGGCCGCAGGAUCAAUUCAAUUGCGCAGGUGCAGGACGCAUCGAAUAAUUCGGGUAGAGAGCCUUUGUGGCUUCAGCACUUCCUGUUAUAAUGAAUAUGACAAGGGAACAUUUCAAGAUUGAUUCGGGAAAGGGAAGCUCACGAUUGAAGAAGACAUAGCUUUGCUUCACCUGGGAAGCCGUAAAGGCAAGAUCCAUGAUGCACAAUCCCUGCGGAACUGUGCCCCUCUAGCGAGAUCAAGGUGCA
Molecule: messenger RNA, 1390 nt
Organism: Durusdinium trenchii
Lineage: Eukaryota; Dinophyceae; Suessiales; Symbiodiniaceae
Source: the annotation of a GenBank genome assembly